AAUCGCGGUCCCUCAGACGAGCAACAUGAACAGGAUCGUCCUCGUCCUCUCCUUGGCGGCCGUGGCGCUCGCCCAGCACCAUGCCCAGCUCCAGGGGCACCACGCCGCCCUGGGACUGUCGGCCGGGCUCCACGCCCCGAAGGAGGCCACGGAGGGAGUAGUGUCCACCUCCUGGACCGACGCCCGCCUGCAGCCCGCCGGUCGCUCGGCGUGGACCGCCAGCGCCGGUGCCGCCGGCCUCAGCGGCCUCGCCAUGGAGGCCAAGCUGGCACCCGCCGCCCGCGCCGCCUGGAGCCACGACGCCCACCUCAACGCUGACGCUCUGCGCGCGGACCAGAUCCUGGAGCAGCAGUACGAGAUGCAGCAGCCCGGCGGCUACCAGUACAGCUACAAGACCUCCAACGGCAUCGAGGCCGUGGAGCGCGCCGCUCUCAAGGCCGAGGAUGCCGAGCAGGUCGAGGGAACGUACUCGUGGGUGGCUCCCAGCGGCGAGAAGUUCUCCGUGGAGUACGUCGCCGACGAGACCGGCUACCACGCCAAGGGCGCCCACAUCCCCGAGAUCCCCGUCGCCAUCGCCCGCUCCCUGGAGUGGAACGCCGCCCACCCCGAGGAGGACAGCACCGCCGGCAUGUGGGAGGGAGCCGAGCGCGCCUCCGCCGGCCGCGCCGCCUGGGUGUCCAAGCACAGCGCCAACGUCCCCGCAUGGGAGUCCGCCGCCAAAAUUGAGUCCGCCAGGAACGGCUUUGCCUCCGGACGCUCUGCUUGGAACGCGGAUGCCGCCAGCGGCUUCGCCGGCAAUGCCGCCUCCAAGACCACCAAGUACACCGAGACCAGGACGCUGGUGAACCCUGCCGUCGCCACUUACACCGCCUCCGGUCUGGCCCCCGCCGCGCGCUCUGCCUGGGCGUCUGACUCCGCUUCCCAUGGUUUCACCGGCACCGGCUUCACCGGAACUGGAGCUACCCAGAUCACCAAGAUCACCGAGACCAAGCCUGCCUUCACCACCUACACCGCCUCCGGUCUGGCCCCCGCCGCGCGCUCUGCCUGGGCGUCUGACUCCGCUGCCCAUGGUUUCACCGGCACCGGCUUCACCGGAACUGGAGCUACCCAGAUCACCAAGAUCACCGAGACCAAGCCUGCCUUCACCACCUACACCGCCUCCGGUCUGGCCCCCGCCGCGCGUUCUGCCUGGGCGUCUGACGCCACCACCACUGGUUUCACCGGCACCGGUCUGACUGGAGCCACCCAGAUCACCAAGAUCACCGAGACCAAGCCUGCCUUCACCACCUACACCGCCUCCGGUCUGGCCCCCGCCGCGCGCUCUGCCUGGGCGUCUGACUCCGCUGCCCAUGGUUUCACCGGCACCGGCUUCACCGGAACUGGAGCUACCCAGAUCACCAAGAUCACCGAGACGAAGCCUGCCUUCACCACCUACACCGCCUCUGGCCUGGCCCCCGCCGCGCGUUCUGCCUGGGCUUCUGACGCCACCGCCACUGGUUUCACCGGCACCGGCCUGACUGGAGCCACCCAGAUCACCAAGAUCACCGAGACGAAGCCUGCCUUCACCACCUACACCGCCCCCGCCUUGACUGGCUCUUUCUAGGGCUGACUUGCAUUUGCUCUGUUCAACUAGCAGACGGUUGAGGCCGAUAUCCACACUCGGUUUCUGCAUCUCCAGGGCAGUCUCUCAAUGAAAUAAAAUUUUACAGUACUCCAUGAUAA
Molecule: messenger RNA, 1722 nt
Organism: Thrips palmi
Lineage: Eukaryota; Metazoa; Arthropoda; Insecta; Thysanoptera; Thripidae
Product: pupal cuticle protein 36-like
Exons: 3
Coding region: 26-1603 (525 amino acids)
Cellular component (GO): chitin-based extracellular matrix
Molecular function (GO): structural constituent of chitin-based larval cuticle
Source: RefSeq, a predicted model, not a curated record